This is a messenger RNA of Raphanus sativus (radish), 396 nucleotides long. RefSeq lists its product as uncharacterized. The transcript has a single exon. The record is from RefSeq and is a predicted model, not a curated record. Bases 1 to 396 code for a protein of 131 amino acids. Lineage: Eukaryota; Viridiplantae; Streptophyta; Magnoliopsida; Brassicales; Brassicaceae.
AUGAAGCAGUCACUUGCUGUUACAUCAUCCAACCAUGCGGAGAUCAUCGCCAUACAUGAGGCGAGUCGAGAGGUGGUGUGGUUACGGUCCAUGACCAACCACAUCCGAGUGGACAGUGGCUUAUCCGAAGGUCAAGAUGCUCCGACCAUCAUCUAUGAGGACAAUGCAGCAUGCAUAUCUCAGCUCAAAUAUGGAUACAUCAAAGGUGACCGUACGAAGCACAUCUUGCCUAAGUUCUUCUCCACACACGAUCUGCAGAAAGCUGGACAGGUUCAGGUGGUCCAAGUCCGUUCCAGCGACAAUUCAGCAUACCUGUUCACCAAGUCACUUCCAACCGCAAUAUUCAAGAAGCUUGUGCAUCAGUUUGGGAUGCGUAGGCUUAAGGAUCUACACUGA